Molecule: messenger RNA, 534 nt
Organism: Cercopithifilaria johnstoni
Lineage: Eukaryota; Metazoa; Nematoda; Chromadorea; Rhabditida; Onchocercidae
Source: the annotation of a GenBank genome assembly
AUGUACGCACAUAAUGAUUUCAUCAGACAUGUAAAACGUAUAGGAUCGGAAAUGAUUUGGACAAGAAAUGAUACAAAAUGUUCCAUAAUCUGUUCAUUAGUACCAUGUGCUAUAUCAUUAAAUUCAUUCUUAUAUACUUCCAAUAAUCCUAAUUCAACAAAAAAAUGGAAUGCAUCAUUACCAUUAUGGAUACCAAAGGAUGCGUAUAUUUAUGGAUUGUUAGAUGUUUUAACAAUGUCACCUAUUGGUUAUGCUGCUUAUCGUGCUUAUAAAUAUGGUGGAGGUUUCAUGUACGAUGAUACAAAAAUUGCAUUGGGACUUUGUGGUAUCACUUUAAUAUUCUCAUUAUUUUCGCUACCUUUCACAAAAGCAAAAAAUUAUACAUCUCAAUUCAGACAUACUCUUUUGAUGCAUUUAACAGCGCUUGGAACAACUUAUACUUUUUAUAAGCUUGAUAACAAAGCUGGCCUACUGAUGAUACCAUACGCUAUAUGGACUGGAUGUUAUACAUUGUUAGCAUACGCGUUGAAAUGA